AUGAGCGAAAACUUUUCACGCCUUCACCAAAGAGACGGCGUGCACACCGCUGCCGAGCCAAAUCCAUCAGCACCACCGAGGAGUCGACAGCACCUGAGAGCUGCUGCAGCUCAACGUCGAGCGGGACCCCGACGGGAGCCUCGAACCAUCGGAGGAGCACGUCGAGUCUCAGCCGAUGGCUGGCUGGAAUUCCGAGCAUCGCUGGCCUAUGCCCUUGGGGCGGCACUGCACGUUGGUGCGCCUCCUGGCGUUGAUUCGGCAACCCGUCCUCCCAAGGUGACGGGCACCACCAUCCUCCCCAUCCCUACCCGAGACGAGCAAUAUUCCGUCGAGGACGAACUCUGA
Drechmeria coniospora is the source of this 345-nucleotide messenger RNA. RefSeq lists its product as uncharacterized. NCBI's taxonomy places the organism in Eukaryota, Fungi, Ascomycota, Sordariomycetes, Hypocreales, Ophiocordycipitaceae. The transcript has a single exon. The record is from RefSeq and is a predicted model, not a curated record. Bases 1 to 345 code for a protein of 114 amino acids.